Onychomys torridus (southern grasshopper mouse) is the source of this 942-nucleotide messenger RNA. RefSeq names its product nudix hydrolase 1 (gene Nudt1). The transcript is spliced from 4 exons. The coding region runs from base 142 to 612 and encodes 156 amino acids. Lineage: Eukaryota; Metazoa; Chordata; Mammalia; Rodentia; Cricetidae. Gene Ontology annotation, biological process: DNA protection. Gene Ontology annotation, molecular function: 8-oxo-7,8-dihydroguanosine triphosphate pyrophosphatase activity. The record is from RefSeq and is a predicted model, not a curated record.
CGCCAUGCGUGGGAGCCGAGUGCCGGAGAGACGCGGGAGAUCGGGGGUGCUGGGGGAGAUCUGGGGAAGGGAGAGGGCGGAAGGACGGCGGAGCUGCUUCACGCCAGCCAGGAAGACUGGGGUACUGGGACCCAGGAGACCAUGAGUACCUCCAGGCUCUACACCCUGGUGCUGGUGCUGCAGCCUCAGCGAGUUCUCCUGGGCAUGAAGAAGAGGGGCUUUGGUGCUGGCCGCUGGAAUGGCUUCGGGGGCAAAGUGCAGGAAGGAGAGACCAUUGAGGAUGGGGCUAAGAGGGAGCUGGAGGAAGAGAGUGGUCUAACUGUGGAUGCCCUGCACAAAGUGGGCCACAUCUCAUUUGAGUUUGUGGGUUCCCCUGAGCUGAUGGACGUGCAUAUCUUUUCUACUGAACAUGUACAUGGGACACCCACAGAGAGUGAUGAAAUGCGCCCUCAGUGGUUCCAACUGGACCAGAUCCCCUUUGCUGACAUGUGGCCUGAUGACAGCUACUGGUUCCCACUCCUGCUUCAGAAGAAGAAGUUCUGUGGGUACUUCAAGUUCCAGGAUCACGACACCAUCCUCAACUACUCGCUGCGUGAGGUGGAUGAAUUCUAACCCAGGGUCUGGCCAGUUCUGGCCACACUCAGGUGGCUGCACAGCCACAAGCUGUCAGUCCAAGGGCACCAUAAAGAGAGACUGGUAUUUUCUGUUUGCAAGGUGUUGAGGUUGGGAUGUGAAAUGUCACUGAUAGACUAAUGUUUGAAUACUUCAUCUCCACCUACUGGUCGUGUUUUGGAAGGUUGUGGCACCUUUAGGAGGCAGAGCACCAAUGGGGAAACUGAGUCACUGGGGGUCAGAGAGAUGUGGGAUGGGCCUUAAAGUUUGAUAGGUAGGUAUAGAAUAUUAUUUUAAGAUGUGUUACAUUUGUUUUUGCUAUGGAACAUU